AUGGCCAACGCACAGAACUACUUUGAACUGUACAGAAGAUCGAGCAUCGGAAUAGCGCUGACAGACUCGCUGGAUGAGCUGAUAACGUCUGGACACAUAAACCCACAGCUGGCGAUGAAGGUUUUGAGUCAGUUUGAUAAGUCGAUGAUGGAUGCUCUAUCGAAUCAAGUGAAGAACAAGACGCAGAUGAAGGGACACCUCCACACUUACCGCCUCUGCGAUGAAGUUUGGACGUUUAUCGUAAAAAAUCCUCAAAUGAAGGUCGAUCAAGGGGAGCUGCUCACUUCCGAUAAGAUUAAGAUCGUCGCUUGUAGAAACACCGAGGGGAAUCCAUUCCAGCAGCCUACGAAUCAGCCAGCCAAUUCAGCUGGCUCAAAGUAA
This is a messenger RNA of Wallemia ichthyophaga EXF-994, 381 nucleotides long. RefSeq names its product Transcription initiation factor IIA subunit 2. Gene Ontology annotation, molecular function: TBP-class protein binding; RNA polymerase II general transcription initiation factor activity. The transcript is spliced from 4 exons. Gene Ontology annotation, biological process: transcription initiation at RNA polymerase II promoter; RNA polymerase II preinitiation complex assembly. The record is from RefSeq and is a predicted model, not a curated record. NCBI's taxonomy places the organism in Eukaryota, Fungi, Basidiomycota, Wallemiomycetes, Wallemiales, Wallemiaceae. Gene Ontology annotation, cellular component: transcription factor TFIIA complex. Bases 1 to 381 code for a protein of 126 amino acids.